Molecule: messenger RNA, 777 nt
Organism: Aspergillus aculeatinus CBS 121060
Lineage: Eukaryota; Fungi; Ascomycota; Eurotiomycetes; Eurotiales; Aspergillaceae
Exons: 5
Coding region: 214-777 (187 amino acids)
Source: RefSeq, a predicted model, not a curated record
GAGUACUCGUGGUUCCUUUUCCCUUCCGUCGGAUGCAUGGAUUACUAGCAGCAGUAGUAGUCGAUAGAUACAAAAAGACCAGAGACACAGGCUCGGUCCUUAGUCAAAAGCAUGACCUGAUUGUUCAACGUUCAACAUGCACACUCAUACAUCAUACAUCUCCGCCAUAGAACUCCGGCCAGUCAUGGCAUCGGAAAUGAUACUUCGUACAUAAUGUACGCAAGAGGUAUCUGGAGGGGCAGGAAGGAAGGAUCUCUCCGGGUGCCAAGUUUGACACUAAGCACCCUAGCAGUAGGAUUUUUACUUUCCCCAAGCGUGACCAGGAGGAUGGUAACUAGACUAAACCGCGGGUUUUGGUUGUUUAGCUACAGAGUGCACACCAGUCUUCCACCCAGUUGUCGAUUCGGUGGCUAUGAACUGGAACUCUGCGAGGAUGGAUCCUGUAUCCCGACAAAGGAUCUAGGGAGCAACAUCGUCAUCAUCAUCAUCAUGAUCAUCAACAACAACACAACAACCACCAGCAUACUCCAAGGCUCAGGCCACUGGGGAAAGAAAGCCUGGUCAUCCUCGGUCGGACUAAGAAGGUUAGAUGAGGUGAAGACCCAAUCCAGAAGGAUAGCGUGGUCUUUCGGCAUUACUCCGGUCAGCUUCGGAAAAACCACCCUGGCCAGGGUAAAAGUGCCGAGGGAAGUUCCCGGUCAAUCCCUCCAGGAGGCCCCGACUCACAGCACUUCCUUGUCUACGAUCUUGCGGACCAUCCCCGACUCGGGCGAAUGA